Messenger RNA from Lutzomyia longipalpis, 540 nucleotides. Its product is annotated as histone H2A. The coding region runs from base 87 to 461 and encodes 124 amino acids. NCBI's taxonomy places the organism in Eukaryota, Metazoa, Arthropoda, Insecta, Diptera, Psychodidae. The record is from RefSeq and is a predicted model, not a curated record. Gene Ontology annotation, molecular function: protein heterodimerization activity; DNA binding; structural constituent of chromatin. Gene Ontology annotation, cellular component: nucleosome. The transcript has a single exon.
AGAAAAUCAUCAUUCCGCUGCAAACUCGCAUAGAGUUCAUUUCGUUUGUGUUUUAUCAAAGUAAAGAAAAAGUUCAAUCUUGAAAAAUGUCUGGUCGUGGAAAGGGAGGCAAAGUCAAGUCGAAGGCAAAGACACGUUCCAACCGUGCUGGGCUCCAAUUCCCAGUGGGACGUAUCCAUCGUCUCCUGCGCAAGGGAAACUACGCUGAGAGAGUCGGUGCUGGUGCUCCAGUUUACCUGGCUGCCGUCAUGGAGUACUUGGCUGCUGAAGUUCUCGAGUUGGCGGGAAAUGCUGCUCGUGACAACAAGAAGACCAGGAUCAUCCCGCGUCACCUUCAGCUGGCCAUCCGCAAUGACGAGGAAUUGAACAAAUUGCUCUCUGGCGUCACAAUUGCUCAGGGUGGUGUUCUGCCCAACAUCCAGGCAGUGCUCCUGCCCAAGAAGACUGAGAAGAAGGCCUAAAUUCUCCUCUGGACAUCGCAUCAAGUCUCAUUUCUCAUCAACACAAAAAAAAAACGCCCUUUUCAGGGCGACAAAAUCA